Messenger RNA from Fraxinus pennsylvanica, 489 nucleotides. The record is from the annotation of a GenBank genome assembly. NCBI's taxonomy places the organism in Eukaryota, Viridiplantae, Streptophyta, Magnoliopsida, Lamiales, Oleaceae.
AUGUGGAACACCAAGGAAACUGAUGUUUUGAUUCCGACUAAGACAAAGGGAAAUGUGCCUGAGGAUGCUAGUGAAAAGUCUGCUGCUGCUGGGGAUGUACUUGGACUUGCUAGUUAUGCCUCAGAUGAGGAGAUCCAGAGUUCUGGUAAGCUAGAGUCAAAAGAAGACUCUUCACAUGAGCAAUCAAUUUCAAGCAAGCUUUCGAUAGGAACAUCUGCUGUUCAGCAUGGUGGUUCGAAGGAAGAAGCUGUUGGAUGUGGUAAUAUUCUUGACAAUGCAGAAACUGAUGGUACUGGAAAAACAAAGGCAAACACUACGGGUGCAAAUCUUGGUGCCGCAAGUACAGUGUUGUAUGAUGAUAGGGCAGCUAGAGAUUUGGCAUGCAGUGAUAAUCAACGCUCCUCCGAGACAGAAUCUGAAGUUGCAGAAGAUGAAAUGCGACAUGUCUAUGAUGCUUCCAAGUCCAAGAAGACUACUUGGAAAGGCUGA